This is a messenger RNA of Cetraspora pellucida, 219 nucleotides long. Lineage: Eukaryota; Fungi; Glomeromycota; Glomeromycetes; Diversisporales; Gigasporaceae. The record is from the annotation of a GenBank genome assembly.
AUGGAGAUAAAAAAACAUACUUUAAACUAUAAUAUUAAAGGCUAUGAUGAAAAAAAAUUACAAAUUGAAGAUUUAAUUGAUUUAACUAAUUCUAUUAUAAUUGAAGAUUAUAAAGCUGACAAUUUGGAAAACAAUAAUAAUUACAUGGAAGGUUGUAGAAAUUUACAUUUUUGUAUUGAUGAUAUUGUAAAAGAAGCUUUAGAAACUACAGAGCAAUAA